Molecule: messenger RNA, 1861 nt
Organism: Lucilia sericata (common green bottle fly)
Lineage: Eukaryota; Metazoa; Arthropoda; Insecta; Diptera; Calliphoridae
Exons: 7
Coding region: 38-1861 (607 amino acids)
Biological process (GO): G protein-coupled receptor signaling pathway
Cellular component (GO): membrane
Molecular function (GO): G protein-coupled receptor activity
Source: RefSeq, a predicted model, not a curated record
AGGAAACGGAAAAUAUCUAGAACUACAGCCUAAAAGUAUGCAAUGUAUAGAAAGUACAAAAUCGUAUUACAACAAUACCUCGUCAGCACUAUUAGCCUCUAUAUUAGCCACUAGCACUAACAACAACUCCUCCCAUUCUGAGGAGAUCUCAAACUCACACUCCUUUAGCCAAGAAUCGGGUGAAAUAACAGAAUGUGUUUGGCGUCGUAGUGAGUUAUCGGCUUUGGAAUUUGUUAUUUAUGCUUUUGUGGUGCCUUCGUUGGCUUUUUUCGGUUUAUGUGCCAACUUUAUAAAUGCCAUUGUCUUUAUGAGGCCCAAAAUGACACCAUCAGCUUUUAGUUACUUGGCUGCUCUCUCUUGGCUAGACUGUAUAUCGUGCAUGCUAAUUACCCUGACAGCCUUUUCACGCAGUUUCCUCUAUUCGAGCACAUUUUGGAUGGCCUAUGAUUUUCAGUGGCAAACCCCUUUGUUUGGCAUAACCACCGGAGCAGCAAAUCUCAUAUUGGCCUGUGUUAGUUUGGAUCGUUUUAUUUAUUUGCGUUGGGGCAUACCGAAUGGCACACCUAAGUUUUGUAGACGUUUUGUGGCUAGAAGAAUGAUUUUGGCUGUGAUUUUAUUAGCGAUUAUAGUGAAUGUGCCCUAUUUUUGUGUAUUUGUGGUAAAUGAUGAUGGAACAUUUGAAACAACGGCAUUUUACUUUUCCAAAUAUUAUAUGAUCCACAAUUGGUUUACUUUUAUUUUGCUUACACUAUUGCCGGCCAUAUUUUUAAUGGUAGGCAAUACAGCCAUUUUAAUAGCCUUCUGCCAAUGGACUAAACAAAGUAAAAAAUGUCAAAGUAAUUAUGCCAAUGCUAGCAAUAAAAAUGCCCAAAAUCGUUAUAAGCAUCAAAUGAAACUAACCGUUACCAUUAUCAUUGUCAUAACACUUUAUCUAGUGGGUGAGUUGCCCGCCCAUUUAACCUCACGCAAAAGUGCCGUUAAUCUACUUUAUGGUGGUGAUGUUUCUAAAGUAGAUUUUAAAACCAUGCAACGUUUAGAGGUCAUAUGUAUAACGCUAAAUGCCAUACAACUUAGCAUGAAUAUUAUAGUAUAUGCUGUGAUAAAUCCCUCUUUUGUGCCAGAAUUUUUUAAUUGCCUAAAGGGUGCUUCGGAUGUCUGCUUUCGCUUUAUGGGUUGUCUGGCCUUGGCAAGCUGUUGGCAUAAAACUUGCAGUUCAAGGAAGAAGAAACAUAAAAAUUCAGAGUGUGCUAAUAAUGAGGGCACAAAUAAUGCGAGUACUGAUUUUAACGGGCAUAGUUUGAGUGAUAUUCAUUGUUAUGAGGAGAACGAAAAUGGACCAGAUGAAAGCACUUUGGAUGUGACGAGUCAGGGAAAAAGUGUGCGACAGGAGCUGGAAAUUUCUGUAAUAUGUUUAGCAAAUCGGAAAAAACUCGAUAAUUCACAAAUUCUCGAAAGACUUUUGGAAUACAAAGAUAUAUGCAAAGAUUUAGAAGUAUUUACCAAGGAUAUAAAGCCAAAUGACGAGGAGAAAGAUGAAGAAGACGUAGAUGAAAAUCAUUAUAAUGAAGAUAAUGCAAAUGAAGUUCUCAAGGUUAUAGAGUCAGCGGUGUUGCCUUCUGCCAAUGGAACUAAACAAAGUAAAAAAUGUCAAAGUAAUUAUGCCAAUGCUAGCAAUAAAAAUGCCCAAAAUCGUUAUAAGCAUCAAAUGAAACUAACCGUUACCAUUAUCAUUGUCAUAACACUUUAUCUAGUGGUCAGGGAAAAAGUGUGCGACAAGGAGCUGGAAAUUUCUGUAAUAUGUUUAGCAAAUGUAAAGCAAUCAUUUGAUAAUCCUUCAUUUAAUUUAGAAAUAGUAGAAUAA